Vanrija pseudolonga is the source of this 3534-nucleotide messenger RNA. RefSeq names its product Sterol 3-beta-glucosyltransferase UGT80A2 (gene UGT80A2). Gene Ontology annotation, molecular function: UDP-glycosyltransferase activity; hexosyltransferase activity. Gene Ontology annotation, biological process: carbohydrate metabolic process. The transcript has 7 exons. The coding region runs from base 186 to 3503 and encodes 1105 amino acids. NCBI's taxonomy places the organism in Eukaryota, Fungi, Basidiomycota, Tremellomycetes, Trichosporonales, Trichosporonaceae. The record is from RefSeq and is a predicted model, not a curated record.
ACCCCUUCCAUGUGUAGUGCAAUCACCGUCUCAGAUCGACAUCCCCCCCUCAUCUAGGUUACACAUACUCUUCCUCACAACAACACAGUACAGCUUGCCCGCACCACACAACUCGAGGACACGGGCCCACUACUGAAAAGAUUGUCAAACCCACCGCCUCCACCACGCCACCACCGCAACCCACCAUGCGCACCGAUAAGGACAAGUCCGAGGCCCCGCAACAACGGACGUCGCGCUUCGGCCGCUUCCCCUCAUCCCGACGGCGAUCACAUCUCACAGCAACGACGCCGUCAGGAGCCUCUUCGUCGCAGACAUCAGUGGACACGACGGCUACUCCGCCAGUAGUGGACGUGCCGCCGCCCUACGUCGACAGGCGCUCGUCGAUAACGGGUAAACAGAAGGAGAAGAACGCCGAGGAAGACUAUGAGCGCGCCCCGAACUGGAACUCGGAAGUUGACGCGCACGGCCAAGUGCGGAUCAACCUCGACCUGUCUUCCCUCCCGCAAGUAGAGGAACACGACGACCUUCAGGACCUCCUCUCGCCACAGGAGCAGCUCGCGGACCCGUUCAACGCGGCGCAGUGCCCGCGCCUCAACAUUGUCAUCUUCGUCGUCGGGUCGCGCGGCGACGUCCAACCGUACAUUGCGCUCGCGCUCGAGCUGAUCAAGACCCGCGGACACCGGGUGCGCAUCGCGACGCACGGCGACUUCAAGGAGCUCGUUGAGGGCGCAAACGUGCGGCUUGCGGGCCUGGAAGACGCCCAGCGCCGCCCCCUCACGGGGCUUCUCGAACACUUUGACAUCGGAGGCGACCCACACCAGCUCAUGGCGUACAUGGUCCAGAAUCCAGGCCUCCUCCCCGGCGUCAAGUCCAUCACGAACGGCGACGUGUCUAUCAAGCGCAAGAUGGUCGGCACUAUGGUCGUCGGUUGCUACAAGGCGACGUUCAUGCCCCAUGAGGGUACAGGACGUCCCUUUGCAGCUGACGCGAUCAUCUCCAACCCCCCUGCGUUUGCGCAUAUCCAUGUGGCCGAGGCGCUCGGCAUUCCCCUGCUCAUGUCCUUCACCAUGCCUUGGUCGGCGACGCAGAGGUUCUGUCACCCCCUUGUCAUGGCCAAGAGCUCUGGCACACAGACAGGCAUCAACAACUAUGCGAGUUUUGUGCUCGCCGACUCGCUCAUGUGGUCCGGCCUCGGCCGCGUGAUCAACAACUUCCGAACAGGCAUCCUUGGCCUCCACCCCAUUCCUGCCUCUGGCGGCCCGCUUGUGCUCCAGAGGCUGAGAGUACCAUUCACGUAUGCGUGGAGCACGUCGCUACUCCCCAAGCCUGGAGACUGGCGGUCCAACAUCGACGUCGUGGGCUUCUUCUCCAUGCCGAACGACACGUUCUACAAGCCGGACCCAGAGCUGGCCAAGUUCCUUGCCGCUGGCUCACCGCCGAUCUACAUCGGGUUCGGGUCAGUCGUCGUCAAGGACCCGCUCAAGCUCACCGAGACGAUCCUCGGCGCGGUUCAGAAGGCCGGCGUUCGUGCACUCGUCUCAGCUGGCUGGGCAGACCUUGGCAAGACGGACAUUGAGAUCCCCGACAGUGUCUUCAUCAUUAAGGGAAAUAUCCCCCACGACUGGCUGUUCGAUGCCGGGCGCGUCGCCGCCGUCUGCCACCACGGCGGCGCAGGCACGACGGCCGCAGGCUUGACUGCCUGCCUGCCCACAAUCAUUGUGCCCUUCUUUGGCGAUCAGUGGUUCUGGGGCAACGCCGUCCAUGCGGCUGGAGCUGGCCCCGCGCCCAUACCUCAGGCUGAGAUGACGGUGGACAUUCUGGCUGAGGCGAUCAAGUUCGCCUUGUUACCCGAGACUCGCGAGGCAGCGCAGGUUGUCGGCGAGAGUAUCCGCAGCGAGAACGGCGUGGCGAAGGGUGUGGACAGUUUCCACAAGAACCUUCCUUUGCUCAACAUGAGAUGUGAUAUCGAGCAGGACCGCGUCGCCACUUGGUGGUCGGAGACGUUCUGUCUCCGUCUGUCUGGUGCCGCCGCCGCAGUGCUCGUCGAGGGACGCAUGCAGAGCUGGCGCGACUUGUCGCCACAUCGCCCCGUCGAGUACGAGGCAACUAGGCAUUACGCCGGCCCGAUGACUUCCAUCGCUCAGUCGAUCCUCAACAUUGGUGACCAGGCAGUUACGGGCACUGCACAGCUGUUCUACGCACCGGGACGCGGGCUCAGCACCUUGGCUGUUGGCAUUCCGAAAGCCUCUGUAGACGUCAUCGGCGGCUUCCAGGAGGGCCUGGAGAAUCUGCCUGGCGUGAUGGGAUCCAAGGUCCGCAAACGGGGCAAGGUCAGCGACUUCGAAUCGGGCGUGACAGAAGCAGGCAAGGGGCUCGCGUACGGCCUGUACGACGGCAUCACUGGUCUUGUCAGGGAGCCGAUUAGGGGUGCGAAGGAAGGUGGUGUGGGCGGGUUCAUCGGUGGUAUCGGCGUCGGCGGGGUCGGUCUUGUUGCGCGAGCCGCGAGCGGGGCUCUAGGCUUGGCAGUGUACCCGACCGCGGGUGCCUUCAAGAGCGUCCGUAACAAGCUCUCGUCGAAUGGACUGCUCGACAACAUGUCGGUACUGUGCGAUCCGCGUGAGGCGCAGGCGCACACCGACGCCGAGUCAUAUGACAAGGCAGCGCGGCGGGUCAUCCUGGCGCGAUGGACAGAGCUCAUUGCUCCCGAGCGCGUCAAGGAACGGCGCAAGGCCGAGGAGAAGCGGCGACGCAAGGCAGAGGAGUUGAUUCUCACACAGGUCAGGUCGUCCACUCCUUCAAGCAAGUCAGGCAAGUCGUCCUCGUCAAAGGUCGGCAGUUGGCUGGGCGAUCACCUCCAUCCCUCGUCAUCGCGUGGCUCGCGCCCAAGCUCGCCAUCUCCGCAAUCCCACCCCGCCUCCCCGUCACCUCAUGCUGGACCCUCGUCGUACCGGCCCGACAAGAAGCUCAGCGAGCUAACGAGGGUGUCGGCCGACACGCCGCCGCCUCUGCCGACCAAGGACGCGAGGUGGGCUGUCAACCGGGUCGCUGAGUCUUCUGCUCCGCCACCGGCGUACGAGGCCGAGAGUGCGACUGCCUCGCCGACGGCGUCGGCAGUGUCGCAGCUCAAGAUCGACUAUCUUACGCUCGAGCACCGCGCCUCAGCCGCGUCCGACACCAGCCUCGCCCUGGCAGGGACCGAACGGCUCGCCCGCCACUCAUUAGAGUCGAGCCGCACCUCGAGCUUCACGUCAGGCGUGUCGAUGCCGGAAAGCGGACGACCCGAGGACUCGGCACCAGCGCUGCUCGUGCCCGAGACUGAAGCAACCGAGCCCAAGACGCCGACGACAGCCGCGGCGCCCCGCACCCCAGCGCCACCGGCCAUCGUCAUUGACACCACGACACCGGCCACCGACGCUGCUGACGAGGCGACAACACCUACGGCACGGACAGGCCCCCAGGUCCUGCGAUCCCUCUCAAAGGGCAAAGGAAAGAACAAGGAAUAGACUGUAGCACUACUACUGUAAUGUAAAAUGG